Messenger RNA from Aspergillus steynii IBT 23096, 668 nucleotides. RefSeq names its product mago nashi family protein. Gene Ontology annotation, molecular function: ATP binding. Gene Ontology annotation, cellular component: nucleus; exon-exon junction complex. The coding region runs from base 41 to 505 and encodes 154 amino acids. Gene Ontology annotation, biological process: RNA splicing. Lineage: Eukaryota; Fungi; Ascomycota; Eurotiomycetes; Eurotiales; Aspergillaceae. The transcript is spliced from 7 exons. The record is from RefSeq and is a predicted model, not a curated record.
AAUCCCUCCACCACCCUGCUUGUUUCUGUUUCUCGCGACCAUGUCGAAUCAGAACGAACCCUUCUAUCUCCGAUACUACUCAGGUCACUCUGGGCGGUUCGGACAUGAAUUCCUGGAGUUCGACUUUCGCACUUUAGGUGAUGGCCGUAGUGCCGCGGUGCGGUACGCCAACAACUCCAACUACCGCAAUGACUCUCUGAUCCGCAAAGAGAUGUGUGUGAGCGCGGCGAUGAUCCAGGAGGUCAAGCGCAUUAUCAAGGAGAGCGAGAUCAUUAAGGAGGACGACUCCAAAUGGCCCCAGAAGAACAAGGACGGACGACAGGAGCUGGAAAUCCGAAUUGGCAAUGAACAUAUCUCGUUCGAGACCGCGAAAAUCGGCUCGUUGGUGGAUGUGACCGAAUCGUCAGAUCCCGAGGGUCUCCGGGUGUUCUACUACCUCGUGCAAGAUCUGAAGGCUCUCAUUUUCUCUCUGAUUUCUCUCCAUUUCAAGAUCAAACCCAUCUAAUGAUAAUGAUCGACACGACCGGCUGAAACUGGAGGAGGCAAAAACCCGGCGUUUGGGGAGGCGCAGGCGAGAGAGAACUACGUCGCCAGGCGGUGAUGACGCCAUGCAAGAUUGAGAAACAAUACCCAUCGAUUUGAACCACGCGCCGAUAGAUGAUCUGUAA